Messenger RNA from Drosophila eugracilis, 3506 nucleotides. RefSeq names its product importin subunit beta (gene Fs(2)Ket). The record is from RefSeq and is a predicted model, not a curated record. Gene Ontology annotation, molecular function: nuclear import signal receptor activity; small GTPase binding. Gene Ontology annotation, biological process: protein import into nucleus. NCBI's taxonomy places the organism in Eukaryota, Metazoa, Arthropoda, Insecta, Diptera, Drosophilidae. Gene Ontology annotation, cellular component: cytoplasm; nucleus.
CGAUUUUCGUUUCAGCUCUAUUUUAAAUUGCAGCCACAAGAAAUAUACUGCCCUCCCCAAAAAGCAGAAAAAUCAAUUGUGUGAGCUUUCAAUAAGCUGAUAAUAAUUAUAACUAAGAAACUCACCGUUCAUAAUCCCGCGCUUUUUUUACCAAUCCAUAGGAAACAAAAACAACAUCAAAACACGCACUACCUGCAGAAAGAAACGGAAAGUGAAGUAAAAUCCACAGAUAGAAAGGAAAAAAAAGAGCGCAAAAAUGACUUCCGAUAUCACCAUGCAAUUGAUUGCCAUUUUGGAGAAGACGGUAUCGCCAGACAAAAAUGAACUGCUGUCGGCGAAGAACUUCCUGGAGCAGGCUGCGAACAGUAAUCUACCCGAAUUUCUCAAGGCGUUGUCAGAGAUCCUGGUUAACACGACAAACAGUGCGGUGGCUCGAAUGGCAGCCGGUCUUCAGCUGAAAAACCACCUGACCAGCAAGGACGAGAAGAUCAGCCAACAGUACCAGGAUCGCUGGCACCAGUUUCCCAGCGAGACCCGUGAGCUUAUCAAGAAUAACAUUCUUGCUGCUUUGGGUACCGAGAACACAAGACCCUCCUGCGCCGCCCAGUGUGUGGCCUAUGUGGCCGUGAUCGAGUUGCCGAUUAACCGCUGGCCCAUGCUCAUCCAGACACUGGUGAACAAGGUGGUCAGUGAAGGAUCCAGUGAGAUGCAUCGUGAGUCGGCGCUAGAGGCGAUUGGCUAUAUUUGCCAAGACAUUCGUUUCGGAGUGCUAGAAAACCAGUCUAACGAUGUGCUCACUGCUAUCAUACACGGCAUGAGAAAGGUAGAACCAAGCAAUCAUGUCCGUUUGGCGGCCACCACGGCCCUCCACAACUCGUUGGAGUUUACUAAAUCGAACUUCGAAAAGGACAUGGAGCGUAACUUCAUCAUGGAGGUAGUGUGCGAAGCCACUCAGUGCCAGGAUUCGCAAAUUUGCGUAGCAGCCCUUCAGUGUUUGGUGAAGGUUAUGACUCUAUACUAUCAGUUCAUGGAGCCCUACAUGGCGCAGGCUCUCUUUCCGAUCACUUUGGCAGCCAUGAAGGCGGAAAACGAUGCAGUGGCUCUGCAGGGAAUAGAAUUCUGGUCGAACGUUUGUGACGAGGAGAUCGAUUUGGCCAUCGAGAGUCAAGAGGCCACUGAUCAGGGCAGGGCUCCGCAGCGGGUAUCCAAGCAUUAUGCUCGCGGUGCUUUGCAGUUCUUGACGCCCGUGCUCGUCGAAAAGCUAACCAAGCAAGAUGAGUGUGAUGACGAGGACACCUGGAGCCCGGCGAAGGCUUCCUCCGUGUGUCUUAUGGUGCUGGCCACCUGUUGCGAGGACGAGAUCGUGCCUCAUGUGCUGCCCUUCAUCAAGGAAAAUAUCGAGUCACCCAAUUGGCGUUUCCGUGACGCUGCAGUGAUGACCUUCGGUUCAGUGCUGAAUGGAUUGGAAACAAACACUCUGAAGCCUCUUGUGGAGCAGGCCAUGCCCACGCUCAUCCGACUUAUGUACGAUUCGAGCGUUAUUGUGCGUGACACCACCGCCUGGACUUUCGGGCGCAUCUGCGAUAUCAUUCCCGAGGCGGCGAUCAACAAGACAUAUCUCCAGACUCUGCUAGAGUGCUUCGUGAAGAGCUUAAAAUCGGAGCCCCGCGUGGCGGCCAAUGUGUGCUGGGCCUUUAUCGGCCUUUCGGAUGCCGCUUACGAGGCAGCGGUCACCACAGAGGGUGAGACCCCGGAGACCUACGCUCUGUCUCCGUACUUUGAGUACAUCAUCACCCAACUGCUUGAGACUACCGAUCGAUCUGAUGGAGCUCAGGCCAAUUUGCGAGGAGCUGCCUAUGAAGCACUCAUGGAUAUGAUUAAGAAUUCGCCGCUGGAUUGCUAUCUGCUGGUGCAGCACACCACGCUGGUGAUUCUUGAGCGCUUGAACCAGGUGAUGCAGAUGGAAACGCAGAUUAAUAACCACAGCGAUCGGCAUCAGUUUAACGACCUGCAAUCCCUACUGUGUGCCACACUGCAAAGUGUUUUGCGGAAGGUUCAGGAGACGGAUGCUCCUCAAAUUUCUGAUGCCAUCAUGACCGCUCUGCUAACCAUGUUUAACUCGAGUGCCGGAAAGUCGGGUGGCGUCCAGGAGGAUGCCUUCCUGGCCGUUUCCACAUUGGUGGAACUUUUGGGAGCACAGUUUGCCAAAUACAUGCCAGCUUUCAAAGACUUCCUUGUCAUGGGCUUAAAAAAUCACGAAGAGUACCAGGUCUGUUGCGCUUCUGUCGGCCUUACUGGUGACAUUUUCCGCGCCCUUAAGGACCAAAUGGUGCCCUACUCUGAUGAGAUAAUGUCCGUGUUGAUGAACGACUUGGCCGAACCGACCCUUCAUCGCAGCGUCAAGCCACAAAUCCUGUCGGCCUUCGGUGACAUUGCCUUGAGCAUUGGUAGCCACUUUUUGAAAUACCUGAGCGUUGUCCUAGAAAUGUUGCGUGUUGCGUCUAAUCUGCAAAACGACGCCAACAACUUUGAUAUGAACGAAUACAUCAACGAGCUACGUGAGAGCGUGCUUGAAGCCUACACUGGCAUAAUCCAGGGCCUUAAGGGCACUGACCAGAUGGCUCAUCCCGACGUUUUUCACAUGGAGCCACACCUUAUGCACAUAAUAUCCUUUAUCAAGCGCAUUGCCCAGGAAGGCAAUGUGUCCGACUCAAUGAUGGCCAGUGCCGCCGGCUUUAUUGGUGAUCUUUGCACCUCCUUCGGUCCGCGUCUGUACCCUUUGUUAGACGAUGCGAUUAUUACCCACUUCCUUGCCGAGGGCAAGCGCUCCAAGGGCCAGCGCACCAAGAUGCUGUGCACCUGGGCCGUCAAGGAGAUCAAGAAGAUCAACAGCCAGGUCAUCGCGCAAUAGAUUGCCUGCUAGAGGUUAAUGUUUCCCUGCUUCCCACUAGACCCUAAAGAUUGUAUGUUAUGCAGCCAAACUGUCCAGUCCGAAUUCUCUGAUUAAAAGAUUCUACCUGCUAAGUUUGUUUGUCCGAUCUAUUGUUGCUGUGCAACUAGUAAAUGCUAAGAUAAAAUGUUUAAAAACCCCAACUAGAUCUAAGCUUAAAACCGAACCUCUGUUUCGAUUUAAUAUUUUUUAUAAGCCCUGUUAAUAUUCAUGUGAGUUUUUUUUAACCCUUUAUCGAUUGUCCUCUCGCUCGGUAAUGCAAACCCAAAAGCAGGCUGACCAUCGACUAAAACAUACAAUAUUGAUAAUUAUCGCGGCAUAGAACUAUGACAUUUAUUUAAAAAAAAGAAAACAUUGGCUUUAAGGGCAGCCUUCUUUUGGGUUUUGUUCCGUAAAACGGCGAUUAAGUAGCCCGAUUUUAAGCAUUACCAAAAAGCUAACGAAGCUGUUAUAAAAAAAAUCCUAUGUGAAAUCUAAAUUUAUUUGUAAAAAUCGGUAGAAAAUAUUUGCUUAAAGUAUAUAAAACACAUUAAAUGCACACCUUUGGAAACAUUAA